AUGAAACACCAUUGUCUCAUACUAGUAGCUAUAACAAUCAGUGCCACCUUAGGGGCACCCCGUAAGGGCCGCAUUUACGGCGGUGAUGCAGCCGCCCCUGGCCAAUUCCCCUCCAUAGUGUCCAUCAACGACCCAGUCCAAUUCUGUGAUGGGUCCAUCGUCAGCAAAAACUGGGUUGUCACAGCCGCCCAUUGCGUCGAUGUCGUAACAUCCACCACGACCAUCAUAGCAGGUACUAACUUGGCCAACUCCGGUGGUACCACCCAUAAAGUAGCCAAGUGGAUUAACCACGAGGACUAUGAUCCCACAGCACUGAUAAACGAUAUCGGCUUAAUCCAAAUCGAAGACGAGUUCGAAUUCGACGAUGUCACUCAACCGACGGAGUUUGUUGAUCCGGCAGUGAACGCAACUUGUAGUGUUGCCGGUUGGGGAGAGACGGACACUGUUGAAUUUCCAGAAGAGCUGCAGUUUGUUGAGCAGACCGUUUUCAGUUUUGAGACUUGUAAGAGUUUUGUAGGGGGUGAUUUGGCGGAGGGACAGACUUGUGCUUUUUCGGUGGAGGGUAAAGGGUUGUGUAUUGGAGAUUCGGGAGGGCCUUUGGUUUGUGAGGGGAAGUUGGCUGGGAUUGCGUCGUUUAUUAUCGAAGGUUGUGGGAAAGAUAAUCCUGAUUUUUAUACUAAGACGGCUCCUUAUGUUGACUGGAUCAAUAAAAAUAUACAGGCAAAGUGAAAUUAUCAAUAAAUAAAUAAAUAUUGACGGAGUUUACAAAAA
Molecule: messenger RNA, 771 nt
Organism: Zophobas morio
Lineage: Eukaryota; Metazoa; Arthropoda; Insecta; Coleoptera; Tenebrionidae
Product: chymotrypsin-2-like
Exons: 2
Coding region: 1-729 (242 amino acids)
Biological process (GO): proteolysis
Molecular function (GO): serine-type endopeptidase activity
Source: RefSeq, a predicted model, not a curated record